Messenger RNA from Prorocentrum cordatum, 968 nucleotides. The record is from the annotation of a GenBank genome assembly. Lineage: Eukaryota; Dinophyceae; Prorocentrales; Prorocentraceae.
CGACGGCUCUGCCGUGGCGUGCGGCACUCGGUCGCGGACCUCACCUAUGCGCAGGUUGCUGCUGGAUUUACCCACGCCGUUCUGCUCAGGAGCGACGGCUCCGCCGUGGCACGCGGCGACAAUGCGACGCGUCAGUGCGACCUCCCUGCGCUGCAUGCAGACCUCACCUACGCGCAGGUUGCCGCUGGAUCAUGCCACAGCGUUUUGCUCAGGAGCGACGGUUCCGCCGUGACCUGUGGCCUGAAUGAUACUUGUCAGUGCGACCUCCCAGGGUUGCCCGGGGACGUUACGAGCGACGGCUUCGCCGUGGCCUGUGGCAACAAUGAUUUCGGUCAGUGCGAUUUGCCCGUGCUGGUCUCGGGCCUCACUUGCAUGCGGGUUGCCGCCGGAUCCUACCACGCCAUCCUGCUCAGGGGCGACGGCGCCGCCGUGGCAUGCGGCCGCAAUGAAGACGGCCUAUGCGACCCCCCGGCGUUGAUCGCGGACCUCCUCUACACACAGAUUGCCGCUGGACAGCACUAUUACGCUCCAGUGUGCAGCUGGCACGGUGGCGGAUGCCGCGCCGUCCUCAUCAGGAGCGACGGCUCCGCCGUUGCGCGCGGCAGUAGUGAAGAUUGUCAAUGCGACCUUCCCGCGCUGAAUGCGGGCCUGACCUACUCGCAAGCUUUCGCUGGUUUCUUCCACGCCGUGCUGCUCAGGAGCGACGGCAUUGCCGCGACAUGUGGCCCGAAUGACAUCGGCCAGUGCGAUCUCCCAGCGUUGAUCGGCGGCCUGACUUAUACGCAGGUUGCCAUAGGGAUGUGCCACGCUGUCCUGCUCAGGAGCGACGGCGCAGCUGUGUCCUGUGGCAAGAAUAGUUUCGGUCAGUGCGACUGCUCUGCGUUGGUCGAGGGCUUCGUUUAUACAUUGGCCUUCGGCUCAUCUCGCCAUUAUUGUCGACGAGUGGGUGAGUGGUAUCUUUGCACGAG